AUGGCCAUCGAUUUACAGCAGAACACUAUUAUAGAGUUAUGCCAGAUGUUUUGGACCAUUGAUGGAUUUCAUGCAUGGCAAAGAAUAAAAGACAUUGGUUCACAUGAAAAAACAGAAGCCCAUAUAAAUGCUUCUAUUGUGGUUAAGUUAAAAUUAUUAGCUAUACCAGUUCUUCCACAAAUUGCUGAAAAUAGAGAAAUUGUUAAUACUUUAAUUGAAAUAACAUUGUUUCUCGGUAAACAUUCACUACCAUUUCGAGGACAUCGUGAAAAUUGGGAAUAUAGACUCAGAGGAAAUUUUAAAAAUCUAACUCCGAAGCAAAAUCAAUUAAUACAUUCUAUUGCCACAUGUUUGAGGACAACUAUACAGAAUGAAAUUAAGAAAUCUAAAUAUUUUAGUGUAGCAAUUGAUACAACAUUUGAUGCAUCAAAGCGUGAACAACUUGCAUUUAUUAUACGCUAUGUGUGUUGUAAUGAUCAUGUACCUGUUAUACGUGAAAGACUUAUUACUUAA
Molecule: messenger RNA, 513 nt
Organism: Rhopalosiphum maidis (corn leaf aphid)
Lineage: Eukaryota; Metazoa; Arthropoda; Insecta; Hemiptera; Aphididae
Product: zinc finger MYM-type protein 1-like
Exons: 3
Coding region: 1-513 (170 amino acids)
Source: RefSeq, a predicted model, not a curated record